Penicillium roqueforti is the source of this 1209-nucleotide messenger RNA. RefSeq lists its product as uncharacterized. The record is from RefSeq and is a predicted model, not a curated record. Lineage: Eukaryota; Fungi; Ascomycota; Eurotiomycetes; Eurotiales; Aspergillaceae. The transcript has 3 exons. The coding region runs from base 1 to 1209 and encodes 402 amino acids.
AUGAUCGGGUUAAGUGGCGACAGUUCACUUUCCUCUAAAAUGCUGGCUUUUGUCCUGGCUAUAGUUUUGGUGAAUAGCCCAGCUCUAGUGGUUUUCGGGUUGAAAACUACACCGGGUUCGCCCUGCACUGAUGUGUGUGGUACAACGACCAACACUACAUCAUCCGAGAUUGCGUGUUUGGAUCAAUCAUACAACCAGACAUCAGUAGGGAAAAGUUUCAAAAACUGCAUCUCUUGCCAGUUGGACAGCGAGUUCAACGAUGCGGAGACCGGAGAAUCAGACGUGAACUGGGGACUCUAUAACCUGCGAUAUGCUUUCUCGACGUGUGUGUUUGGAUCUCCAGACUCGAUCUCGAAUGUUUCGUCACCGUGCCCAGUCGCAUGCGAUGGCGUGCGUUUGGCAGUUGAAACAGACGUUAAAUCCCCAGACACAUCGAAUCUGGACUCGUGGUGUGAAAGCCCGUCGUUUGCAGAUAAUGUAGUCAACACCUGCGAGUUCUGCUACAACUUGACAACCACCCAAGUUUACAUGGCAAACUUCCUCGAGUCCAUCCGCUACAACUGCCAUUUCAAGACAGUAACGGGCAAGACCUUCGACAUAGCCCCAACGAGAAUCUUCAGCCAAUCGCUCCUCCCCUCAAGUCUCUCUCUCACAACGCCCACUGCAAAAUCCUCAAACCUGAAUCUGGGAGUGGUGAUCGCCGUGCCAAUCAUAGCAUUCUUAAUUAUCGUCUCAUCCCUCGCGAUAUGUUGCUUUUUCUUCAUCCGGCACCGACGCAAGAAGGCCCGUCGGAACCGCAACUCACCUCAUCUGUACAACCACUGGAACGAUGGGUCGCCGAUCAGCGCGCAACAGCACCAGCAGGCCUGGGCUGAGCAACAGAUGUAUAAUUCCGGCGGGUAUGGCCACGGUUCAGGCUUUGCAUUUGUUGAUAAUGAUGGCCGCGGACAGGAGCUUGCCUAUGGCCCUGGCCAGGACCAACAUUAUCAAAGCCAGCAGUAUCAGCAGCACUUCCAAGGUCAGGACAAGUCAACCUUCACGCAGGAUAUUAUCGAAGAGCCUGCACCACAGGAAUACCAGCAGCAGCGUGCUCAGGUUCCUGCUCGCUCUCAGGUCUUUGACCCGGAUCAGAAGGGCCAGCAUGUUCAGGAUCCUGUUCAUCCGCAGGUCUUGGACCCGGAUCGAAAGGACUCUCAGCAGUGGCAGUGA